AAUUUAAAUUAAUUGAAUCUCUCGUUUCUCUAUAGCUGGCCCAAUGACUAUAUCUCCGAGUGAUUGAACUCCUUAACUUGAUCAUGGUUGCUGUAAACAUUACUUAUCGGCAGCCUCCUGAGACAUUUGGGCGGCAGGAAUAUUUCUACGUCAUUGGGCCGAUAACUCUCCAGAUAACGACCAGCACAGGAAACUAUGGGAGCAAUGAUCCGCCCGAAAGGCCCAUGCCGCCCACAUUUGCAACAGUUAUCGAUGAUCGCAUAUCCCCUAUUCAUGGAGGAACCAUCAGUCAAAUAUCACGUGCUUAUCCUUUCAUCGUUGCUGAGCUCCCUGGUUGACUAAUUGCAGAGGAGAAUCACCUGCCUGGAACUCGAUUCAAUCCGGUUUUAUACGCUCCUUACAGUCGCAUGAGGGACGGAAGCAACCAACGUCGCGAAAUGAUAUAAAGCGACCUGGGCCAAACCCCCAUUGCGGGCAUUAUUAAUUCACCAUGGGCUUCUCAAUGCGAAGAUGGCGAGCCGUGGCUUUGAUCGCAAUAUUUACGAUUUUUGGGAUAUACCACCUAACGGCGUCAAGUCGCCAAUGGACCCAGCCCACGAUAUCACCAAAACCGAACGCACCAAAACCCAGCGCCGCAUCUAACACGACACCAAACACCCCGCCGAAGACCCCGCCGAAAACUGCGUCUGACGGGAGCGGGAAAACCCACUGGGAGAAACGACCAGAGCGAUACCCAGUCCAAUCUGUCCAGCCUCUACCACAGGGGACACCGAAACCCAUACCCUCUAUCCAGGCCAAAGCACCGGUCCUUGAUGGGGGAGCCAACGUGGAACGCAAGAAGCGCCUUGCUGCUGUCAAGGAGAGCUUCGACCAUAGCUGGGCUGGAUACAAAAAACAUGCGUGGCUACAAGACGAGGUUGUCCCCGUUAAGGGGGGAGCUAGGAAUACACUCGGUGGCUGGGCAGCAACGCUCGUUGACUCCCUCGACACGUUAUGGAUAAUGGGCUUAGAGGAGGAUUUCGCAGAAGCUGUGGAGAGUCUGGAUCAGCUGGACUUUUCGUAUACGGAGGCGACAACCAUCAACGUCUUUGAGACUACGAUUCGCUACUUGGGAGGAUUCCUGGCAGCCUACGAUAUAAGUGAGAGGAAAUUCCCGAAGCUUCUGGUUAAGGCAGUGGAAGUUGCAGAGUUACUCAUGAGCUCCUUCGACACUCCAAACCACAUGCCAGUUGUCCGCUGGAACUGGCUCGAGUACGUGAAUGGUGAGGCUCAAGUAGCCCCCUUUAAUAUGGUCGUCGCGGAGCUGGGUUCGCUGUCCCUCGAGUUUACGCGCCUCAGCCAGCUGACCAAGAACCCGAAAUACUACGAUGCGGUCCAGCGCAUCUCCGAUAUGCUAGAAGAGCACCAGUCCAAAACCCUUCUACCGGGAUUGUGGCCCAUAGCCGUCGAUGCCGGGACACCAGCCUUCGAUAGAGAUAAUGCCUUUACGCUUGGCGCCAUGGUCGACUCUCUCUAUGAGUACCUGCCAAAGCAAUACAUGCUACUAGGUGGGCUCCUCGAGCAGCCAAAGAAGAUGUACGAGAAAUUCAUGCCGGUCGCCAAGAAGCACCUCUUCUUCCGCCCCCUCAACCCAGAUAACCUCGACAUCCUAGUCUCUGGCGAGGUUCGGGUCACUGGCAAACCACCCGUGUACGAGCUCAAGCCAGAAGGCCAGCACUUGACCUGCUUCGUAGGAGGCAUGAUCGGCAUGGCCUCAAAGAUCUUCAAUCGCCCAGACGAGCUCGCGAUAGCUGAGAAGCUAACCAACGGCUGCGUAUGGGCAUACGAGUCUCAAAUCCACGGUGUCGCACCAGAGCUCUUCCGCUUGGUGCCAUGCAACAACUCCACAAACCCCACCUGCCAGUGGUCCGAGGAGGCGUGGCACGCAGGGAUCCCGAGCCUGCCUUCCGACGUUGCAGCUGCUCAAAAGAAGAUCAUGAACUACAGGCUCGCGCCAGGCUUUACGUCGUACCCGGAUCCGACAUACCUUCUUCGCCCGGAGGCUAUCGAGUCCGUGUUCAUGAUGUACCGGAUCACGGGCGACCCGGCGUGGAUGGACAAGGGAUGGCGUAUGUUCCAGUCGAUCGAGAAGAUCACACGGACGUCCAUUGCUAAUAGUGCGAUUGAUGAUGUAACGAAGCCGAAGCCGAAGAAGAUCGAUAGCAUGGAGAGCUUCUGGCUGGCAGAGACGUUGAAGUAUUUCUACCUGCUCUUUAGCGAGUUCGAUGUUGUGAAUUUGGAUGAGUGGGUGUUGAACACUGAAGCUCAUCCGUUUAAGAGGCCGGUGUAGGGAUAUGAGCUAGAAGGCUCUGUGUUUGAACUGCUUUGUGUGUACUUGGGGCGUUGGAAAUGGGAUGGUCAGUCGUGUGCCUCACACUAAAAAAAGUUAAUACCGGGGCCUACAGGCCACUUGGGAUAGAUGGACUAUUGGGAUAAAUUGGAAAGGGGCUGGGUAGGAAUUGAAUCAAGGCAUAGGAGCUGUGAACACAUGCGUUUUCUCCAUGAGGCAGCAUUUAUUUACUAAUCCGUAG
Pseudogymnoascus destructans is the source of this 2570-nucleotide messenger RNA. RefSeq lists its product as uncharacterized. Gene Ontology annotation, cellular component: endoplasmic reticulum; Golgi membrane. The record is from RefSeq and is a predicted model, not a curated record. Gene Ontology annotation, molecular function: mannosyl-oligosaccharide 1,2-alpha-mannosidase activity; calcium ion binding. Bases 491 to 2329 code for a protein of 612 amino acids. Lineage: Eukaryota; Fungi; Ascomycota; Leotiomycetes; Thelebolales; Thelebolaceae. The transcript is spliced from 2 exons. Gene Ontology annotation, biological process: carbohydrate metabolic process; N-glycan processing.